GUGUCUACAUUAAGUUUACCAUCAGAGAAGGCUGCAAGGAGGUUUGCUCGCGGCGGGAAAUCUCCACUACGUCAUAACUAGGUCUGGCAAUAUUGGGUGGUUGUCAGCUGACAAAUUAAGGAGAGCUACAUCGUUAGUUCUCAAACAAAACACAAUGGCGGACGAGUGGGAUGAUGGAAAUACGAGCGCACCCUCCCAGGGAUUUGGAGCUGGGAGGGGCUUUGGAAGAGGCGGCUUUGGUGUAUCCAAUGGAACCGAUGGUGUCAAGAAAGUGUUUGGAUUCCGUGGCCGAGGAGGCUUAGCUAAAGAAAGUGAAAACAGUUCUGGUGACAGCACCAGUAGACCAGGUGGAUUCGGGACAAGGAAUGGAGACACUCAGAAUGGGUUUGGUUCCAGAGGGGGUUUCGGGAGCCGUGGAGGCUCCCGAGGGGGUUUUGGUGGUUCCAGGGGCACAUCAGAUAAUGAUGGAGGAUGGGGGGAUUCAGGGAACUCCGACUCGAAACCAAGUCGGGGUGGUUUUGGUGGUAGCCGAGGUGGUUUUGGAAGCCGGCCACAGGCAAAUGGACAGAGUACUGAUGACAACAGUUGGGGAGGAGAUUCCAAACCAAGUAGAGGAGGAUUUGGCAGUAGAGGAGGAUCCAGAGGUGGAGGAUUUGGAAGCAGGGGAGGUUUUGGAUCAAGUGACAAUGACGAUGCUCCAAGGGGUGGAGGUUUUGGUGGUCGUGGUGGCAGUAGCGGCGGUGGCAGCGGGUGUUUUAAGUGUGGGGAGGAGGGGCACAUGUCCCGAGAAUGUCCUAACGCUGACAGCUCAGGAGGGCGAGGUGGAAGCCGUGCCUGUUUCAAGUGUGGUGAGGAAGGCCACAUGUCCAGAGAGUGCCCCAGUGGGGGUGGAGUCUUGGUGUUUUCAGGCGGCGGUGGGAGCCGUGCCUGUUUCAAGUGUGGUGAGGAAGGCCACAUGUCCAGAGAAUGUCCCAGUGGAGGAGGUGGUGGUGGUGGUGGAAGCCGUGCCUGUUUCAAGUGUGGCGAGGAAGGCCACAUGUCCAGAGAGUGUCCCAGUGGAGGAGGAGGUGGCGGUGGUAAAGGUUGUUUCAAGUGUGGAGAGGAAGGCCACAUGUCCAGGGAAUGUCCUAAUGCAGACAGCUCUGGCAAAGAGGAUCGGCCACCCCCAUACAUUCCCCCUGCACUGACCGAGAACGAAGACGAGAUAUUCCAGUCCAUAGAGAAGGGCAUAAACUUUGACAAAUAUGACAAUAUCAGUGUGGAAGUGAGCGGGAGAGACCCUGUUGGUUUCAUCAGCUGUUUUGAGGAAGCUGGUCUUUAUCCUACGUUUUUGAAGAAUGUUCGGAAGGCAAAGUACGAGAAACCAACACCUGUACAGAAGUAUUCUAUUCCUAUUAUUGGUGCUGGUCGGGACCUGAUGGCAUGUGCCCAGACAGGAUCGGGCAAAACGGCUGCCUUCUUGUUGCCGACAUUAACCUGUAUGGUGAAGGAAGGAUUGACUACCAGUCAGUUCUCGGAGGUACAGGAGCCUCAAGCCAUCAUUGUGGCCCCUACCAGGGAGCUGGUGGUGCAGAUCCACUCUGAUGCUCGCAAGUUCUCCUGGGGGACGGAGGUUCGCCCCGUGGUGGUGUAUGGGGGGACGUCUGUGGGGCAUCAGCUGAGGGAGGUGGAGAGGGGGGCUCACAUUGUAGUGGGGACUCCAGGGAGGCUGCUGGAUUUCAUUGAGAAGGGCAAGAUCGGUCUGGGUAAAGUGAAGUUCCUCAUUCUGGAUGAGGCUGACAGGAUGCUGGACAUGGGCUUUGAGCCGUGUAUACGCAAGUUGGUAGAUCAGCUGGGGAUGCCUCCUAAGACCCAGAGACAGACACUCAUGUUCAGUGCUACGUUUCCCACCGAGAUACAGAAACUAGCUGCUGAUUUCCUUAAUGAUUACCUGUUCCUGACAGUGGGUCGUGUAGGUGGAGCCAACACAGAUGUGGAACAGAACUUCUUUGAAGUUGACAGACUGCAGAAGAGGGAGAAACUCUGCUCCAUUCUCACAGCAUCUGGUUCUGACAAGACCCUGGUGUUUGUGGAACAGAAGAGAAAUGCUGAUUUCCUAGCUAGUUACCUGAGUCAGUCUGGCUUCCCAACCACAAGUAUCCAUGGUGAUCGUCUUCAGAGGGAGAGAGAGGAAGCCUUGCGGGAUUUCAAGAAAGGAACUGCUCCUAUUCUUAUUGCCACAUCAGUUGCCGCCAGAGGGUUGGAUAUUCCUGAAGUGAAACAUGUCGUCAACUAUGACCUGCCCUCAUCUAUUGAUGAAUAUGUCCAUCGUAUUGGUAGAACAGGUCGCUGUGGCAACUUGGGGAAAGCGACAAGUUUCUACUCCCAUGACUCAGAUAGUGCCUUAGUGAAGAGUUUGGUUCGAAUUCUAACAGAAGCUCACCAGAUAGUGCCUGAGUGGUUGUCGGACUACUCACUGACCAGUGAUGGUAUUAUCGACAGUGCUGUCCAUGGCUUGUCAGGGCAAUAUGGUGGAAAGGAUAUCCGAAGGGGGAAGUUCAAUUCUGGAGGAGGUGGUGGUGGCAAAACAGGCAAUGCUUGGGAGAACAGCUGGAGUGGGGGUGGGGGCAGUGGAGCUGCUGCUUCUGCAGAUGCAGACGAGGAAGAGUGGGACUAAAUUCUUUGCUGGACAUCUGGUCCUCGGAGCACAAAAAACCUUUAUGUUCAUUUAACUUUUUCAUAUUUUAUGAGGUCUACAUCGUUGCUGUUGCUUUUCGUACCUCAUUUUGACAGAUUUUCGAAGCCUUUUGUGAAAUUUGGAAGGCUGUAUUGACUAUGGAUUAUCCAUUGGCAUUUGAUGCAUCUACAGAUCUUAUGAUGCAUUCUGUGAAAGAGACAGUAUUAUGUGCUGCCACAUUGCGUCUGUGAUUACACUGAUGGGAGAAAUCUCUACAAGAGAGGACACUAGUCAGAUGACAGUUUACAAAAGACUUGCUAUUUCUGUUUCAUUUCACUGCAAGAUUGCAAAACACAUGUAUUAUUUGGUAAAGUGCUCAGACUUACAAGAGUAGGCAGAUCAGUUAGCUGUGUGAAGGCAGUACAAUCUGAGAGUUUCCGUAAGGCACACUGGAGUCGAUCCAUCCCUGGCAACCUUUACCUUCUCAUACAGCAUAUGGGCAUUUUAUAAAUGAUAUUAUUUAGCAUGGAUAUUAUUAUUUGGUCCAGAGAUGUGUAAGUGUAGAUCAUCUGGGCAACUCUUUAGGGAUUAAGGAAGAUUGCAGGGAUGGAUUUGUUGCUGCUAAGAGGGUCUCUAUCGUGGUGUCCACUUUAGAGACUCGAGUCAGCUGAGAGCUCAAUGUACAGAGAAUGGGCAUGUGUAUUUAAACUUGAAGUGAACUCGUAACAGAAUACUGAGUGCAAUCACGUACUGUGUAGAAACCUGAAGUCAAAGGUCGACUCAUAGGGAAAUGGGUCAAUCUUGCAUGAAUCCGUCCUUAAUUGGAAACAUUCCAUGGUUGAAGUGGACACAAGGAAUUAUUCAAUAACAUCUGGUGCAAGCUAGUACUACGGGUAAAUGAAUUAACUUUGCUCAAUAGCUAUCACUGCCCAGUCCUAAGGGUGCAAGUAGUGCUUCCAGCCUUAGUACCCCUGUACCGGCUCUGAAGGUGUUCGGUGGAGUUGAUAGCAGAUUCCAAGUGAAAUCUCAUGUGCCAAUAGCUAUUGUGAUGCCAAAUCUUUAAAAGUUUGUAUACAAAAAAGGUUUUAGUAUGAUUUUUGCCGUAUGGUGCUGUAAUAUUGUUUUCAUUAUGGUUACUUUUAAUAAAAAAUGUUUUGUAA
Molecule: messenger RNA, 3816 nt
Organism: Haliotis rufescens (red abalone)
Lineage: Eukaryota; Metazoa; Mollusca; Gastropoda; Lepetellida; Haliotidae
Product: probable ATP-dependent RNA helicase vasa-like
Exons: 17
Coding region: 155-2656 (833 amino acids)
Biological process (GO): cell differentiation; gamete generation
Cellular component (GO): nucleus; P granule
Molecular function (GO): ATP binding; RNA helicase activity; zinc ion binding
Source: RefSeq, a predicted model, not a curated record